This is a messenger RNA of Prorocentrum cordatum, 1921 nucleotides long. Lineage: Eukaryota; Dinophyceae; Prorocentrales; Prorocentraceae. The record is from the annotation of a GenBank genome assembly.
CAUGGUCCAGUAAUUUCGUCUGUCAGCACCCCUUUCACUCGUGCCACAUGGCGAGGCCAUGUUUGCCACGGCUUCGAGCAUUCCUUCUUCGUGUCAUCUUGCUCAUGCUGAUGCUGUUCCUGCUCCUGCUGCUCCUCAUCAUGUUCCAUGUCUUUCCGGAUUUCCUCAUGUCCAGGAAGCGCGACCAAAUGUGUUCGUGCGGGCCAGGAGAUGUCUUGGUUCAAGUGUUCCUGGCGCAGACCGUGCCGUCUGCAGGCAUAGGCCCUUGCGUCGCCAUCUGACGCUCACGGUUGGAGACCUUCGCGAUUGCUAGUCCUUUCUUCCCCCAUUCCUUUUGGUCCCCCCGCCCUCUUCUCGCCCCCUUUGGGCAUCCAGAAGUUGCAAGGGACACAUACGUCCCUCCGUCCAAACACUUGGAUCCUCCCCUUGGCUCCCUUCCCUCCUCCCUCGCCCCCGACGAGAGAAGAGGGAUGACAGGGAGGAUUCGACUGGUGGUCGUAAUCAACGAGCGUCUUACGAAGUCCUGCAGUCGCUGUCUGCCGCAUAUGGCGAUGAAGGACGAGUAUGGCGUGAUGAACAGCGAUGGAAACACUGCGGUCGUUCACGACUUCAAGAUGGAUUGCGGACGGACUCUCUCGAAGGCAGAGUUGCUCUACCGGACUUGGGGCUCUCUGAACGAGAGCCGCGACAACGUUAUCGUGGUCUGCCAUGCCUUGACUGGCAACGCCAACGUGGAGUCUUGGUGGAGCAAGUUGCUCGGACCGUGCAAGGUCCAGAUGGUUAUCCUCGACCCUCGCUCGAUCUCGCCAAGCCAUACCGAGCCAUACCUACCAAGCGUUUACUUUCCUCGAUAGUCCCCAUCUGGUGGACUGUUUGGCACGAGUGCCCCCGAAAGCCGAGAUCGUUUGUGUCGCUUCUUCAGGCGAUAGACACAAGCAAGUACUUCGUCUUCUGCGCCAACGUGCUGGGGAGCUGCUACGGCAGCUCUGGCCCCGCGUCGACGAACCCGGAGACGGGCCGCAGGUAUGGCAUGAGCUUCCCUCCCGUGACGAUCAGGGACAUGGUGCGCCUGAUGGAGGAGGUCCUGCUGCAGCUCGACGUACGCGGCGUGGCGGUGGCCAUCGGCGGCAGCAUGGGCGGGAUGCAGGCCCUGGAGUUCGCGCUGGAGCCGAGGCACCUCCGCGCCCGGGCCGUGGUCUCCCUCUCCUCCUCGGGCCGCCACCAGCCCUGGCAGAUCGGCAUCAGCGAGUGCCAGCGGCAGGCGAUCUUCGCAGACCCGCUGUGGCAGGACGGGGCGUACGACCCGGAGCACCCGCCCCGGCGGGGGCUGGAGGUGGCCAGGAUGAUGGCGAUGGUGACGUACCGGACGCACCCUGGCUAUUGGACGAAGUUUGGACGCGGACGUGCCAGGAAAGGGAGCGGCCCCGAAGCCCCGGACGUGUAUGACGUGGAGGGUUAUCUGAUCCACCAGGGCCAGUCGUUCCACAAGCGGGGCUUCGAUGCGGCCUCGUACGUGACGCUGACCAGGGCGAUGGAUUCGCACGACGUUGCCCGAGGGAGGGGAGAUUACACCGAGGUCCUGGGGGGGAUAACGGUGCCCGUACUCGUUGUGUCCAUCUCGAGCGACGUGUUGUAUCCAGUUAGCGAGCAGCUGGAGCUGGCUCAGCUCAUCCCUGGGGGGCAGCACCACCUCAUACAGUCCGAUGAGGGUCACGACGGGUUCCUCUUGGAGCACGUUCAGGUGGGGACGCUUGUCAGGGGCUUCCUGGGAACGCUGGAGUGCGAGGGAGUGGUCACGACGCUAGUGCAGCAAUCGAAGCUGUAACUAUUGCAGAGUGGUAUAUCUACCGAGAGCCCAGCUUGAGAAUUUCUAGUAUGAUCUGACCAGCACUGGACUUUCGGCCAAAAUGAUCCGAUCAGC